AUACGAAAAAUCGAAGUGAGGUGAAUCUCCCAUUUUAAACAAGUGAACUACACAAUUCUGAAUUAUCAAGGCAUCGGUUCUUAAACAUGGAAAAACAUGUCAUUUUGAUCAACUUGCCAUUUUCUUUUAUUUCUUACUUUGCUUUCCAUUAGUUAGCAGCAUCUCUAUUCUUAGCCACUGAAAACUUCAAUCAGAAGGAAAAGGUUAUCGUAUCUUUGAUGGAAGCUAAGCACUGAGUGUGUUUUCAUAAACUAAUCCACGUUUUCAAAUUUUAAAUAAAACUUCCUUAUCUUUGUAUAUGUAAACUAUGUGCACCUUAAUCUAAGUUUUAUAUUAUUAUUCCAUUGCACAUAUUCCAUAUUUGAAGCUGUUACCUAUUCAAAUAAGCGUUCACAAAGUCCAAACAAUAAUUGUUUUUCCUCUGUGUUUGUUAUUUUUUAACAUCUUUAUUUUUCUUUAUAAUGAUCACCACUCAGUUCAGAUUUCAAAGGGAAGUUGCAACGAAGUUCGAAAAAACUUACAUGCUUUGUGAAGUGGACAAACCAAAAAGCCAGAUUCUAUAUAAGGGGUCCCUUACUUUUCCUUACAGGAGAUCAAUUUUCAAAACUCAAUCACUGGUUUUCCUGAAAACUUCUCAGCAAGAUAGUUUCAGAGUUUCUAUCCCGUGUUAUCAGAGAUAAACAGCAACAUGUGUAUUACUAAUCAGGAAGUUAUCAAGCAGUUGGAGUCCCUUUUGGAAAACUUGGAUGAGCAACAGAAGAACACAUUCCAGAAUAUGCACCAGGGCUAUCCAACAGAAACAUUAGUGCGGUUUCUCAAAGCAAGGGACGGGAAUGUUGUGAAAGCACAUAAAAUGUUGAUUGAUUGUUUACAAUGGAGAGUAGAAAAUGAGAUUGACAAUGUUUUAGCGAAGCCUAUACCACCUGGUUUAUACAGACGUUUGCGAGAUUCUCAACUUAUGGGAAUGUCUGGUUUCACAAAGGAGGGCUUACCUGUCAUUGCUAUUGGUGUUGGGCUCAGCACAUUUGAUGAAUCGUUUGACAAAUACUAUAUACAGUCGCACAUCCAAAUGAAUGAAUAUAGGGAUCGAGUGAUCAUGGUGAGUACCUACACUAGAGUUUUUUUAGGUGUAAAUUCUGACUCCCUAGUUGUUUAUUUGGAAUAUUUAUUGCAGCCAAGAGCUACAAAGAAUCAUGGAAGACACAUUGAUACUUGUGUGAAAGUCUUGGAUAUGACUGGUUUAAAACUCUCAGCACUGAACCAAUUGAAGCUUUUGACAGCUAUAACAACAAUAGAUGACUUGAACUAUCCAGAAAAGACUGACGCAUAUUACAUAGUUAACGUUCCAUAUGUAUUCUCAGCGUGUUGGAAGGUUGUAAGGCCUCUUUUGCAGGAAAGAACAAGGAAGAAAGUCCAUGUCCUCAAAGGUUGUGGCACGGAGGAAUUACUCAAGGUAAUGGACUAUGCAUCCCUCCCACAUUUUUGCAGAAAGGAGGGUUCCAGGGUGCCCCAACAUCAUGAAGCUGGAAAUACUGAAAAUUGUUUCUUCAUUGAUCAUGUCUUCCAUAAACAACUAUAUAAUUACAUCGAGCAGCAAGCUAUAUUCAUAGAGUCCAUAUCUCAGGAUUCUUUCCAUGUAGAUUUACCUGAGCCAGACCCAGUUGAUGCCAAAAUUGCCAAGACUAUAGAAACUGAGUUCCAUAAACUGGAAAUUCAGAAUGGCCUUACCAAUUGAUGGAAUGGUCUUGCAGUUCUCGUCUGCAUCGUGGUCACUUCAACCUGGAGAAUUCUGAUUAUGCUCAAUUGUAGUUGCAUGGUCCAUUUUGAAUAAGAGUUAUAUUACACGCAAACACUUAAAAAUUCACUUAUUGAGAGUAAUAUCAGAGUGUUUAUGCUGAUGCAGUCUUCUGAAAGAAGAAAUUACGUUCAGAUUUUCUACUAUUUUUCAGUACUGUAUAUUUGUUGUACUAUUAAAAUUCACCGAAUUUGAUAUAAUAAAUUCUUCUUUAAUAUAGUUAUAAAAUGUACAUGGGGCUAUUUUGAAAAGACAGCCAGAGACCUAACAACCAAAAUCCGAGAAUCUAAACUUAAAAAAUUCAAAUAUAAUUUUUAUAUGUGCCUGGGAUGACGAGCAUGGCAUUUUUUUCAGUGUUGGAAGGACGGUAUCAGUUACAAUUCUUCUGUCAAUUAAUGCUAUUUAUACAAAAUGUAGAAUGAGUGUUCACACCCGUGUCGGAAAAAAUGUUUUUUUUUUCUGAAGUUUGAAGUACCGUUAUGAGUGUUCACACCCGUGUCGGAA
This is a messenger RNA of Vigna radiata var. radiata (mung bean), 2299 nucleotides long. RefSeq names its product SEC14 cytosolic factor. NCBI's taxonomy places the organism in Eukaryota, Viridiplantae, Streptophyta, Magnoliopsida, Fabales, Fabaceae. The transcript has 10 exons. Bases 689 to 1735 code for a protein of 348 amino acids. The record is from RefSeq and is a predicted model, not a curated record.